Molecule: messenger RNA, 2310 nt
Organism: Coffea arabica (coffee)
Lineage: Eukaryota; Viridiplantae; Streptophyta; Magnoliopsida; Gentianales; Rubiaceae
Biological process (GO): mRNA 3'-end processing
Molecular function (GO): RNA polymerase II complex binding
Source: RefSeq, a predicted model, not a curated record
AAGAAAAGAAAAAGAACAACGAUUAAAAAACACACAUAUAGAAGCCCCUUUCUUCCUCUGGUCGUUUCCGUUUCUCCUUAUCGUUCUUCAUGCCAAACCCUAACCCAAAUCUGACUCGACAGAACUCCUAAAUCUGUUGGAAUGAUAAGGGACUAGUGCAAGAAAGGCUCGGAUUCAGCUUUUGGAGAGGAUCGCAGCCAAGAAAUUGAAGUUUUUAGAAGAAGAAAUUAGGAAUUGAAUACGAGUGACCAGACUGUGGUACAGAUGCUUGAGAUGAACAGAAAUCAUAGCUCCAUAGAACUUUAUGUCGGUGAACUUCCUCAACUAGUUAAUGAUGCUGGAUUAUAAAGAAAAAACAUCUUAUUAGGAAGGAUGAGCGACGAUGACUUUAAUGGGCAGACUUUGGCUGAGAAGUUGGCUAAACUUAACAGUUCACAGCAAAGCAUUGAGUCAUUGUCUCGUUGGUGCAUUACUCACCGGAAGAAAGCUAAACAAAUUGUUGAAACAUGGGAAAAGAUUUUCAAAUCUGCACCUCGGGAGCAGCAUGUUUCAUUUCUAUAUUUGGCCAAUGAUAUUCUGCAAAAUAGUAGGCGCAAGGGCAGUGAGUUUGUAAAUGAAUUUUGGAAGUUCCUUCCUGCAGCUCUCAAACACGUCUAUGAGGGUGGUGAUGAAAAUGGAAAGAAAGCAGCCUCCAGGCUGGUUGACAUUUGGGAAGAAAGAAAAGUUUUUGGAUCUAGAGGUCAGAGUCUUAAAGAUGAAAUACUGGGAAAGAAUCCUACUCCCGCAACUGCCAGCAAUGGAAAGAGCUCAAACCCUAUCAGAGUCGUGAAGAGAGAUGCUCAAUCAUUAAGAAUUAAACUGGCUGUUGGGGGUUUGCCAGAAAGGAUAAUAUCCGCAUUCCAUUUGGUCCAUGAAGAAAGUGUCAAUGAAGAAGCUGCUUUUAGCAAGUCCAAAAGUGCUGUUUCCUGGUUUAAAGAACUUGGAAAAGACAUUGAAAGCUCUUCACAUGCGGGAAGCCUGCAAGGUUCAGAGUUGGUAGAAAAGAUGCAAGAACACGAGAAUGCCCUUAGGCAUUGUGUUACUCAACUAGAAAAUUUUGAAACUACUAGGCUUGCAUUGGUUUCACAGCUUAAUGAAGCACUUCAAGAUCAAGAAUCAAAGCUGGAGCUGAUACACAAUGAAUUGGAGGUGGCCCGCAGUCAGAUAGAGCAAACUUUAUGUGUAAAGCAGAAGCUGGUAUCAUCAUCUUAUCUGGCUCCCCAAUCUAAUGCUGGUAGCCAACUUAUGGAGGCUGCAAGGGUUGCUGAAGCAAGCUUGCCUUUGACCCAGUUAUCAAGCACGCCUAUCCUUCCGCCAACCCCUCCUAUAACUUUUAAUUCUUCAAAACUCAAUGAAGAGGAGAAUAAGAAGGCAGCAGCAGCUGCUGUCGUGGCAAAACUUGCUGCUUCCACAUCCUCUGCACAGAUGCUUACUUCUGUUCUUUCAUCCCUUGUUGCAGAAGAGGUUGCCUCUAUGAGUAAUGGUUUAACUUCAACUGGAUUCUCUUCUAGUUUACCUUUUGGAUCCCCAGAGAAAAGGCCAAAGGUAGAGAAUCCUGUGCGUUUUUCUGAGGUGAAUCAUUCUGAUGGCAGUCAUGCUGCAUUCUUUGCUUCUGCACAGCAGACAGUAAGUAACAUGCCAGUUGGUGCAGCCAAUGGGAUGCAGCUUAUGUCCCAGGGAAACCAACUUCAGGCAACAUUCCCGCAACCACCACCGCUGCCGCCGCCACCGCCCCAAUCUGUAACACCUGGAAAUUCUUCUGCAACUCAGUUAGGCCAAUCUGCUGCAAUGAUGAUAGGGGUUCCCUAUGGAUAUGGUUCAAGCAACCUUCCACCUCCACCUUUGCCUCCACAUAUGCCAAUGGGAUUUGCUAGGCCAGCUCCUUUACCAACUCAGCAACCACCUCCUCAGCAGCUUCAGAACCAGCAGUCUCAGCAGCAGCAGCAGGCAGCUGCUGGUGGAUAUUAUCGGCCUCCAGGUAUUGGAUUCUAUGCCCAAGGUCAUCAGUCAGCAACUCCACCUGUACCCCGGCAGUGAGCAGUCAUUGUGGAAAGAUUAGACCUCUUUUUGUAUAUUAAUAGGACAGUAUUGUUAAACACUAGGAACAACUAUCUUUACUUUUACUUUCCUUUGGUAUACCAGCUUACCCAGGAAUCUUCCUUUUUCUUUGAUUUUUUUUCCUUUCUGUCACUCCAUCUGCAUAUGAGCCAAAUGUUACUAGGUACUUUGUGUAUUAUUAGCUUAUAUGUAAAGUAGCAUUUUGUAGAAUUA